Messenger RNA from Parascedosporium putredinis, 1779 nucleotides. The record is from the annotation of a GenBank genome assembly. Lineage: Eukaryota; Fungi; Ascomycota; Sordariomycetes; Microascales; Microascaceae.
AUGUCGCCCCAUCUGAAUGACGACUUCGGCGCCGUGGACUUGUCCACCAAUGGCCACCACAUCACCAACGGCGUCGAGGAGACCAACGGCACCAACGGAACCCACAUCGUGAACGGCACCAACGGCCUCAACGGAAAUAGCACAAAUGGCCACCUCAAUGGGCAUGCCAAUGGCUCCGAGGUCGCCCAAGAGCCCCUCGCCGUCCAGCCCCCGCCCGCCCUUCAGCAAGUUGUCUCCGAACAGACCACUGCAGUCCAGUCGCCUGUAGACCAGCCCGCAUUCGACAUCCCCGCCACCCGCACCAUCCCCAAGUCUCAGUUCCUCCUCCCCACAGACUCUGCCGAGGUGCAUGACCUCCUUUGCGUUGGCUUCGGCCCCGCCAGCGUAUCCAUUGCAAUUGCGAUGCACGACAAGCUGGCUGCCGGCGGCCAGGUUGGCCCCGAGUCCCGGCUACCGCGCGUGCUGUUCUUGGAAAAGCAGGCUCGCUUCGCGUGGCAUGCCGGCAUGCUGCUCCCUGGCGCCAAGAUGCAAAUCUCUUUCCUCAAGGAUCUCGCCUCUCUGAGGGAUCCCAAGUCCCGUUUCACCUUCCUCAACUAUCUUCAUGAGAAUGGCCGAUUGAUUGACUUUAUCAAUCUCAGCACCUUCUUGCCUGCUCGCGUUGAGUUUGAGGACUACCUCCGAUGGUGCGCUUCUCACUUCGAUGACGUUGUUCAAUACAAUCACGAGGUUAUCUCCGUCUCCCCGGAGCCCGUUUCCGAAUCGGGCGUCAAGGUUUUCACCGUCAGCUGCCGCAAUGUCAGCACCGGCACCAUCUCUACCUACCGCGCAAAGAAUGUUGUCCUUGCUCUUGGCGGCCAGGCCAAGGUCCCCAAGGUCCUCUCCAUCAACCACCCCAGGAUCAUCCACUCCUCCCAAUACGCUCAAGCUACCCCUAAGCUCCUCACAGACUCCCGCAAGCCUUAUAAUGUUGCCGUCGUUGGCGCGGGCCAGAGCGCCGCGGAAAUUUUCACCAAUGUUCAAGCCCUCUACCCCAAUUCACGCACCCAUCUGAUCAUGCGUUCCGAGUACUUGCGGCCAAGUGAUGAUUCCCCUUGUAACAUCAACGGUAUCUUCAAUCCCGAAUUCAUCAACGUCAUGCACGGCAAGUCGUCCCAGUGGCGACAGAACUUCUUGGUCGAUGCCAAAGCCACCAACUACAGCGUCGUCCGUCUAGAGCUUAUCGAGUCCAUUUACGAGCACAUGUACGAUCAGAAGCGCGAUAUCGGUCCUGACGAGACCCGCUGGCCCCACCGCAUCCGGGGCGGCUACGUGGUCAACUCCGUUGAACCCAAGAGCUCCAACGCUGAGGACGGUCUCCGCCUUCGCAUCGCCCCAGUCACUGGGGAUGAUGAGCUUGCUGGGCCCGAGGAGACCCUCGACGUCGACCUCAUCAUCUCUGCCACUGGCUACCAACGCACGGCGCAUCUGGAUAUCCUCAAGGAGACCUUCCCGCUGCUCCCUACCGCCUCUGGAAAGGGCCUUCCUGUCCCGAUUGAUGAGAAUGGCAAGAACAUCAACGGUUGGCAGCUCCCAUCCGUUGGCGGCGACGGCGUCUCCCAGCCCCGCAAGCUCGAGGUCAACCGUGACUACAGUGUCAGGUUUGAGAGUGGCGCCGUACAGCCCGGGUCUGGGUUGUGGCUCCAGGGCUGCUGCGAGACUACGCAUGGUCUGAGUGAUACCCUGCUCUCCGUUCUCGCAACCAGGUCCGGCGAGAUGGUCAAGGCCAUCUUCAACGCAUAA